UCAACGAGCUUCAUGUGUGCUGCACUUGCCAUUCACAAUUUAUUUUCAUUUUGUUGUUAACUGUUGGGUUGCGGCUGGCGCGGAUUUAGAUGGCCACUGGAGCACAAUCUCCUUCCACUGACACAAGUGGGCUGCUAUCGGCCACAGUUGUCGCUGGUCUCAAGAACUUGGGCACUGUGCUGACACCGCAGGUCACCAAAACACUCGUGGCCAAUGCUCUGAAGUUGACCCUGCAUCCAGACGCGAUUAUUGCGCCGGUUCCUGAAAUCUAUGCCACAAAUGCCGCCAGCGCCAAACAGAGCGAGUACGCCGUCGUCACUCUCUACGCAGUGGCCACCAAGCAUGCCUGGGACAGCAUGACAUUGCGUCAGCAGCUGGAGGGACUUUCGCUGCACAGCAGUGCUGUGGAGGAGCUGACGCGUGUGUACGACGAACAUCGCAAGGAUUUAGUACUACGUCAGCUACAGGUUGGGGAGAACUUUCCACACAUCACGGACGUGCAGUGGCGCAUUGCCUGCGACGUGAUGUCAUCCACAUCCGACAACAGUUCGGGUGAAGCCCAUUUCUACAUAAAUUUGGGUAGCUACCGCCAAGGCAGCGGAGAGCGUAUCACAAUUGUCGAGUUCAUGUGUAAUGCCGAAGAACUGCAAUCGCUGAUCAACAAACUGAAAGAAAUCGAGCGACACUGCCAUCAAGUAGCCGUCGUUUAGAAAAGACAGAAAUGUGCUGCUCUCGGAGAAGGGGAAAUUUCGUUUCAUUUUGGUUUUCGAUGAGAUCAUCAAAAACUGUGCUCCCGCUUCCACAUAUGUAUGUACAUCCAUAAGCCUUAGACGAAUAGGAACAAAUGUUUUACAUAUAUGUAUUUCGUAGAAUUAUAUUUAACAGUUUUAUGUA
Messenger RNA from Scaptodrosophila lebanonensis, 894 nucleotides. Its product is annotated as COMM domain-containing protein 3. The record is from RefSeq and is a predicted model, not a curated record. NCBI's taxonomy places the organism in Eukaryota, Metazoa, Arthropoda, Insecta, Diptera, Drosophilidae. Gene Ontology annotation, biological process: sodium ion transport. The transcript is spliced from 2 exons. Bases 90 to 710 code for a protein of 206 amino acids.